Coregonus clupeaformis (lake whitefish) is the source of this 2120-nucleotide messenger RNA. RefSeq names its product chromobox protein homolog 1. Gene Ontology annotation, cellular component: nucleus; pericentric heterochromatin. The transcript has 6 exons. The record is from RefSeq and is a predicted model, not a curated record. Gene Ontology annotation, biological process: chromatin organization; negative regulation of transcription by RNA polymerase II. Gene Ontology annotation, molecular function: chromatin binding. NCBI's taxonomy places the organism in Eukaryota, Metazoa, Chordata, Actinopteri, Salmoniformes, Salmonidae. The coding region runs from base 304 to 1017 and encodes 237 amino acids.
CAUACAAUAACACGCUGCGUAUCCACGCUCUGCCGGAGUUGGCGGGUACGAGGGAGGCGCUGGAUGGCUUUUGUCUGUAGCUUUACGCAAAAACGAGAAGAGUGUCCUUUUAAAAUAGAUAUUACAAUUUGAUAUUUACAUAAGAUAAGCACUAACAUUUUUUAGAUAAACCAUUGGUAUCUUACUGGUUUUAAUUUGAUAAAAUUAACUCAAUUUCAGACAAUUCAUUCAUUCGAGUCAAUUCUCUGUAAAGCUGUGUUGACAAGGAACCCGCUGGUUCCACUGCCUUCUCCCAGCCCGAAAAUGAGCGAGCCUACCACUGCAGCUACAGAACCCCCUAGUGAUGUGACCCCCAGUGUUACUACUACUACUGGUGUUACCACUGACGGUGUAGAUCAACUUUCUUCUAAUGCAAACGAGCCCCCCAAGGAAGAGGUAAAGUUGGCGGCAACAGCAGGGAAGAAGCAGACCAAGAAGAAGGUGGAGGAGGUGGUAGAGGAAGAGGAGGAGGAAUAUGUGGUGGAGAAGGUGCUGGACCGACGGGUGGUAAAGGGACGCGUGGAGUUUCUGCUCAAAUGGAAAGGCUUCUCAGAUGAGGACAAUACAUGGGAACCGCAGGACAACCUGGAUUGCCCUGACCUGAUUGCUGAGUACAUGCAGAAUCAUCAUAACAAAAAAGAAAGUUACAAGAAAGAGUCUGGUGGCAAGAGGAAAGCUGGCGAGUCUGACACAGAGGCAGGGGGUGAAGAAGGCAGGCCCAAGAAGAAGAAAGAUGAGGCAGAGAAGCCCAGAGGCUUUGCUCGUGGACUUGACCCCGAACGGAUCAUUGGAGCCACAGACUCCAGUGGAGAGCUGAUGUUCCUCAUGAAAUGGAAGAACAGUGAUGAGGCGGACUUGGUGCCGGCCAAGGAGGCCAACAUUAAAUGUCCACAGGUGGUCAUCUCCUUCUACGAGGAGCGUCUGACAUGGCACUCCUACCCCACCGAGGAGGAAGAGAAGAAGGAUGAGAAGAACUAGCCACAGGUCCAGGAUGAAGGGGGAGGGGGUUUAGAGUGGAGGGGUGGGACAGAGAAGCUGAUUAGUUUCAAAACCCUUCUUUCUGCAAACCCGGACUGUUGAAACUUAAACAGAGGUUGACAGAUGGGUAGGGAUGAUGGGAAGACUUGUCAAGGAGUUGGGUUGGGGGGCAUGGGUAAAUAGAACUCGCAAGUCUCAAGAUCAUUUUAUCAGGCCUCACUUUUGGGUCUUAUCAGCUAGGAUCAUGGGAAAUGUCGUUUUCAGUCCCUGAGCACUGAAUUGCUUCAAAAUCACCAGCCUCCUCUUACUGUAGCUUCGCCUCAGAAAAGCUUUUGUCAAGAUACACUUUUGAGUUAGCAAGGUAUUACUACAGCAGCUGAGUUUACAAAAUGGAAUGGUCAGAUUCCAAAACAUGAUCCAGCAAAAGUUCUCAGCUAAUUCAAUUGAAAUAGCCAAUCUUAAUUUCCAGUUUUCUUGCGUGAAAUGUUGAAGUUGAUUUCUAGUCAGAGCAUUAUCUUGUACCUACACAAGAUAAUCGAGCAACUUGCGGUGCUUUUUGUUUCUCUUUCUACUUUUUAAGAAACUCUGUUUUAAGUGUUGGCACCUGCCUUCCUUUGCCAUAUCAUUAUCAUAUAAUGUGUAAAUAGUUGUGGUUUUAUUUGGUUAGUUUUAUUUGGUUAUGAGUGCGAUCUAAGAAGAAGGAUUCUAUUUGAGUGUUUUGGAUUAGUUAGUCUGGAUUCUGGUCUUUAAGUGUUACGCAUAGGAGGUAUAUAGAGUUGUGAACAAUGGUAUGGAGCAGGGUGUCCGUUAGGAAAGCGUGGUGCUGGACAUUUGACUGGCAGCAUUUUAAUUUACCGGACAUUUGAGAAAUGUAUCCGACCCAUAUGCAUUGGGUGCGUAACCUGAUUAGGGAGUACAGCCACAGUGCUCAGAAUGACAGAAAUCACAUUUAGAUUAUGGUAAUUCAUCUAAAAAUAACAUACAAAUCGAGGAUGCAAUGGCGUGCAUCCUUACCAAAUUCCGAUGCGCACUUUGAAGAUGUUAGAAUAACUGUCCACAUUUUACUUUUCCUCAGCCAACAAGAUGAGUAAUGAACAGCAAAA